This is a messenger RNA of Cimex lectularius (bed bug), 1286 nucleotides long. RefSeq lists its product as uncharacterized. The transcript is spliced from 3 exons. Lineage: Eukaryota; Metazoa; Arthropoda; Insecta; Hemiptera; Cimicidae. Bases 435 to 980 code for a protein of 181 amino acids. The record is from RefSeq and is a predicted model, not a curated record.
CGCGUAAAUCAGUCCCUUCGGUAGAUGAAAAUAUGGCGAAAUCCCGUUAAAAACAUGUUUACGUCGUCCGUGGUGGAAUAUUUUCUUUACACUCGGAUUCGUAGAAAGUCGCCGGUUUAAAAUAGGGUUGUAGUUGAUCUACGUCCGCACCUUUCGCCGAGUCAAAACGUAAAUCGUAGCACGAUUUUUCCAUUUUUACUCUCGCCUAGGGCAAAGCGAGACGUGGCGGACCUUGAAAAACGUGUUAAUCCAUAUUGGCACCCUCCUUGUUAAAUUUGUUUAUACUAUUCAAACAUGGGAUUUUUUACGUUGGCAGCCUUGCUUAUAACAGUGAAAUAAUCCGAGUUUUUUUUUAUAUCAGUUUUUGUUGACUUGUACGUAGUUGAGGCUUUGUCCCCGAUGCGAAUAAGCCCGUCUCAAUUCAGAUUAUUGCGAUGUCAUUGGCAUUCGGGGAGACAGGGAAGUGGGAGACGGUUGAGGACGUCUUGUACUCGUUGGACUGCGUGUCCGUGAUGAAGAAACCCGAUCCGAGAGUGAUCAGGCGCCCCAACACAGCUGCGAAGAAGGCGAGCCCAAUCGUCGUCCCGCGUCACACCGGCAUCGGCCGUGGCGUCUUGAUUCGCGAGAUCGAGAACGAGUAUGGUGUUGGUUUUCGCGACUCGUUCCUCCACAGCGAGCUGCGCCAAGCGCACGCCUGCGACUUCUCGAAUGAGUCCAUCGAAGCCAACUGGGCGCCAGAGGUGGUGAAAGAACGGGGGAUAUGGGUCGAAAGGGAGCCCAAGACGAACAUUGGCGGUUUCGAAUCGAAUGGGUGGUCGGUGCCGGACAGGUUUGAAGAUGCGCCCUCGCAACAGCCGCCGUCUCAGCAGGACUCCGCCAAGCUGAGGUCCCUCUACAGUUCGGUCGUCCGGUUGAAAAACCGCAAUGCGCUCAUCGCCGGUCUCAACAAGUCUCACGACAGCCGAAGGCCUUUUUCAUGACUAACAGGACGAAACUGUAAAACAGUUCCUUUUAUUCAUUAUUCCGGUGACAACCAGUGACAACCGGUGACAUUAUUUCAUCAACAGAAAAAAAAGUUUUUAUUAAAAUAUUCUAAUUUUAAGGAAAAUAGUAAAAAAAAAUUUCAAAACAAACAAAUAAUCUCCAUUUGGAGCUCAUUUGUUAAAUUAUUAUUUGUUAAUUGCCCAAAUUAGUUGAUAUAUCGAAUUACCAUUUGAAGAAGAAAAAAAAGUUAAGAAAAAAUGAAAUAUCAAGUGUUCAAUUUCGUAAAUAAAAUAAUCGUCAAA